AGUCUCGGGCUGGGAGUGGGGCCACGGUCCUCGCCCCGCCCUGCUAAUGGGCCCGGCCAGCCUGGGGCAGCCCGCUGGGCGAUGGGGACGCUCGCCUCCCGCCACGUGAGCUGUGAACCACGUCCCGCGCAACCUCUCGCUCUCCAAAACUGUUUUUAAUAUUUAAACGAUAUUUGGCUUAGGAGAAUUUCAAAAAGUUAGCAAGAUCUCGGGUCUCAAUUUAGACUCGGGGUGCUGGGGGGGCAUAGCAUCCCUGGAGUACAUUGGAAAGCUAAGCGUCCAAUCGUUGCCUGUCGAAUGGACCUGCAGUGCUUAAACCCCAUAACCCGGCUGGCGGGGUCCCAGGCCCUGGGGUUUCCACGCCCUGAUGCUGGGGUGGCCCGGUCCCCCCGCGGGUGGCUGGUGGCCUGGGGCUGCCCCACACGACGGUCCCAGCAGGGAAUCUCUCGCUUCCCGGCCCUUGGGGACUCGCCCGGCAGGUUCCGGACCCACCCGCAGAGGAACCUGGCCCACGCGCGGCGCCUUUAAGGCCCCUCCGCUCGCUCCCCAGUCACGUGACCUGACCGUCGCUUGGCAACAGGACGCCGCCGAGUCCUGCUUCUCCUCGAGACGCAAUGGCUGAGGAAAGCCCCAGAGCGUGCGCUGAGCCUGUGGAGCCCAAGGCCACGGCCCCGCCGGAGAGGACCAGCGACUACUACCGCGUAAGCGCGGACCUGCCGGGCAGGUUCAACAACCCGGGGUGGUUCCGGGGCUACAGGACCCAGAAGGCUGUCUCGGUGUACAGGACCAGUAACCAGGCUUACGGGAGCAGAGCCCCCACCGUGCACGAGAUGCCCCGGGUGGAAUGUUCCAGAACAAUACUCUCAAUGUUUACCUGGAGAAAAGCAUCGUGA
Molecule: messenger RNA, 893 nt
Organism: Nomascus leucogenys (northern white-cheeked gibbon)
Lineage: Eukaryota; Metazoa; Chordata; Mammalia; Primates; Hylobatidae
Gene: PIERCE1
Product: piercer of microtubule wall 1
Biological process (GO): axoneme assembly
Cellular component (GO): axonemal microtubule
Source: RefSeq, a predicted model, not a curated record